AUGGUCCUCAAGCUCUACGGCAACCCCCACUCGACGUGCACGAACCGCGUCCAAACCGUGCUCGAGGAGCUCUCCGUUCCCUACGAGCUCGUCGCCAUCGACUUCAGCAAGGGCGAGCACAAGGCGCCCGAGUUCACCGCAGUGCAGCCGUUCGGCCAGGUCCCCUACCUCGAUGACGACGGCUUCAAGAUUUUCGAGUCGCGCGCCAUCUGCCGCUACAUCGCGCUCAAGCACGGCGGCGUCGAGAAGGGCCUGAUCCCCGCGACGAGCGAUCUCCAGAAGACGGCGCUGUUCGAGCAGGCGGCGAGCAUCGAGGUCUCCAACUUUGACCCGAGCGCAAGCGCGGUUACGUUUGAGAACGUGUUCAAGCCGAUGUUUGGUCUCACCACGGACCCCGAGGCGGUCAAGAAGCUCACCACGACGCUCGACGGCAAGCUCGCGGCCUACAACGUCCUCCUCGGCAAGACCAAGUACCUCGCUGGCGAUGAGGUCACGCUCGCGGACCUCUUCCACCUUCCGUACGGCGCGAUGCUCAAGGCGCAGAGUAUCGACUUCCUCGAGAGCGGCAAAUACCCGAACGUCGCGCGCUGGUGGGCGGACCUCAGCUCGCGCUCGUCGUGGAAGAAGGUUAAGGGCCUCUAA
Messenger RNA from Epithele typhae, 642 nucleotides. Its product is annotated as glutathione S-transferase C-terminal-like protein. The coding region runs from base 1 to 642 and encodes 213 amino acids. The transcript is spliced from 3 exons. NCBI's taxonomy places the organism in Eukaryota, Fungi, Basidiomycota, Agaricomycetes, Polyporales, Epitheliaceae. The record is from RefSeq and is a predicted model, not a curated record. Gene Ontology annotation, molecular function: glutathione transferase activity; glutathione binding. Gene Ontology annotation, cellular component: cytoplasm.